AUGAAUGGUAAGAUAAUAGAUCCAGAAACUGGGAAAACUGUUGGUCGAAAUAAAGAAGGAGAGCUAUGCGUUAAAGGUCCAACUAUAACCAAAGGAUAUUACAAAGAUCCAGAAGCAACUGCAAAGGCAAUAAUAGACGGAUGGUUCCAUACUGGAGACAUUGUUAAAGUGGAUGAUGAGAACUGUUUAUGGGUUGUGGGUCGUUCCAAGGAAUUAUUCAAAUACAAAGGAUGGCAGGUUUCACCAAAUGAAUUAGAAGAUGUUUUACGAACACAUCCUGCUGUACAGGCGGUUAGUGUGAUGGGUAAACCCCAUGAAACUGAUGGUGAUCUACCACUUGCGUUUAUUGUGAAAAAGGAAUCAGCGAAAAAUGUUACCGAAGAUGAAAUUAUUAAAUUUGUUGAUAUUGAUUUGAGAAAUUUUCCAAAUAUGGUUUUCAAUAAUCAUACAAAAGAAGUAAUUGCAACCCUUUGA
Messenger RNA from Chrysoperla carnea, 474 nucleotides. Its product is annotated as 4-coumarate--CoA ligase 1-like. The transcript has 4 exons. Bases 1 to 474 code for a protein of 157 amino acids. Gene Ontology annotation, molecular function: long-chain fatty acid-CoA ligase activity. Gene Ontology annotation, biological process: fatty-acyl-CoA biosynthetic process; long-chain fatty acid metabolic process. The record is from RefSeq and is a predicted model, not a curated record. Lineage: Eukaryota; Metazoa; Arthropoda; Insecta; Neuroptera; Chrysopidae.